AUGUGGCUGCCUGCCUGGGUCCUCCGGGUUCCGCUGAAGGGCUCGUCCCGGCCUGCUGAGAGAGGAGCCGCGUCAGGCUACUCGCUGCUCAUCCAAAACAUCACCCCAAGCAGACGGUGCAGACCCGGUUUUGCUGAAGACCAGUUCCCCCGCUGCGCUGAAACCUCCCGUUGUACCCCGGAUCAGUCCACCAUGGCCCUGAGAAGACGUCCGGCACGCUACUUGAACAGGAACAGAGAGUUUGUAGAGCCGAAAGACAGGUACCAGGUCUCAAUUUGGGUUCAGUCGGCCGCACUUGUCACGUCUGAACCGGAUUACUGCAACGUUAAACUUCCGCUUCUCUGA
Messenger RNA from Xyrichtys novacula (pearly razorfish), 345 nucleotides. Lineage: Eukaryota; Metazoa; Chordata; Actinopteri; Labriformes; Labridae. The record is from the annotation of a GenBank genome assembly.